Molecule: messenger RNA, 1156 nt
Organism: Paralichthys olivaceus (Japanese flounder)
Lineage: Eukaryota; Metazoa; Chordata; Actinopteri; Pleuronectiformes; Paralichthyidae
Source: RefSeq, a predicted model, not a curated record
UCCUGUUCGCCGGCAGCAGCAGCAGCAGCAGCAGCAGCAGCUCCAUCUCCAUCCCAUGCGUCUGGAGGAAGAAUUAAAACAAUGGAGUCACAGCCCAACAUGUGCUAGUUUCAUUCUUUAAGUAUCGCAGCCUGGUUCCAGACGGAGCUGAACAUGCUUCCCUGCUCAUCCUCCGCGCAGAUGGAGGGAUGCGAGGAGGAGAGGGACGGACACAUGCAAACAGAGUGCAACAGACUGACGGAGGAGCGAGACGAGGCCGAGAGACAACUCAAACACAUCAAGAGAGUGUCUCAGAUGGUGAUUGAGGAGGUGAGCGUUCUGCAGACUCAGCUGGAGAUCGAGAAGUCGUGUCGGGAAAAUGCAGAGGCCCUGGCCACAAAGCUCAACUGUGAGAACAGGAAGUUGAAGUACCUGAGCCUGUCGUCUCGGCCGUGUUUGGACGAGCUACUUCCCAGCAUCUCGGACUGCAUCGCACUAGAGACCGACGCAGACGCAGCAGACACUGCAGACGCUGCAGACGCAGCAGACGCAGCAGACGCCAGCCCCGACACUUUCAUCCAGUAUCAACAACAGGUUAAAGAGCUGAGGGACACGGUGACCGGCUUGUUGGAGGAGAAGAAGAAUUUUGUUUGUCAGAUUCACGACCAGCAGAGACAAAUAGAAGAGUUGACCACACAGGCAGAGAAGAAUCAGACGGAGAUGAAGGAGCUGCGUGAAACUGUUGAGAAGCAAAGUAAAACCAUCAAGAGAUUUAACAGAGUCUCCAUGAUGGCCACUCAGGAGUACGACGGGAUGAAGGAGCAACUGGACCUGGAGCAGAACCUGAGAGUCAAAGCUGAAACCUACGCACACGAGAUGCUGGUGAAGCAGAAGGAGGCCAACAGGCAGAGUAUGCUGCUGCUGCAGAACGCUGAGCCCAGCGUUCAGCUGCUCAAAGCUCUGGAGGACGUGGCAGCCAUCACCAAAACCCUGGAGGACGAGCGUCUGCAGCAUCAGCAGAAGGUGAAGAGUCUGGAGGCCCAGCUGGAGCAGAGCUGUGUGAAGGAGCAGCUGGAGGCGCUGCAGAGGCAGCUGGAGCUGCUGGAGGUGGAGAAGAAGGAGGUGGAGGGACGACUGCAGCAGGCGGAGACAAAGAACGAGGCGCUGGAGAACAGAG